CCGUACGCAUUGCCCUCUCGUCUGCCUGGUCUACCUCAUUAACUUUCCCACCCGUCGCAUGCUGAUACUGGCAAGCAUUCCGCCAAAGCCUUCGUCUCGUACCCAUUGCCUAAGACUUAGCGCGACGCUUUGCGAACGUAAGUUCCAAUGGCGACGCCAGCUGUAGUGAUCCAACAAACGAAUGGGAUGCAAUCUGAUAUAUUCCUCUUUCUGGUUUCCAUUGCUGCUGGCGUGUACUUGUGGAUGUCGAUGAAGACCAGGCAAUCCUCAACCUCGCGACUACAGGCCAAAGCUGUACAGAAGCGCUCCACUAGUACAUUGCCGCCAGAGGCAGAGAAGAACCGUGUUCGACCGCCCUUUGGCGUUCUCUACCCUAGGCCGACCGAUCCUACGAAUGACGAUGCUGAGGUUGACAUCAUCGCCGUGCACGGCCUCGGUUCAAAUGUCGACUGGUCCUGGACUUGGAAGGGUGGCGGAGAGCGCAUCGACUGGCUUCAAGACUCCGACAUGCUGCCCGCUAAGGUACCCAAGUCGCGGAUCAUGGUGUAUAACUACGAGUCGCGGUGGCAUGUGGACGCCCCAAAAACGCGCCUUCAGCUCUGCGGCGAGGAGUUCAUACACGCUUUGCACUCAUUCCGCCGCGGCACCUCCAAGCGUCCAAUCGUCUUCGUCGGCCAUAGCCUAGGUGGUAACGUCAUCGUCCAUGCCCUACUAUAUGCUAGCGACAGGGUAGAGUAUAGGUACUUGUCAGAGGCGACGGCAGGCGUUGUGCUGUUAGGCUCACCUCUUCGGGGCACGAAGUGGCAACCCUUCCUCGAUUCUCUCGCGCAGCUGAUGGGAUCGGCAGGCUCGCACCGCGGUAUCACCAGAGAACUCGGCUUCGACGGGCCUGAGCUGCAGGAUAGACUGCAUCGCUUCUGCCGGCUUCGAAACACUCUGUCAACGCCCGUCUCCUGUUUCUUCGAACUCUUCGAAACGGAUUAUGGGAGCAAGUUUGGACUGAGCAGAGUGGCGAGGGGAAUGAUCGUGGAAGAGGCAUCAGCUUGCAUCCCAGGCCUCGACCGAUACGCCCUUCAAGCGGAUCACUUGAAGAUCAAUAAGUACCGCGGCCCAACAGACCGCGGAUUCCUGAGCGUAUCAGCGGUAAUCGUCGACAUGUGCGCCAAUGCGAACGACGUCGUCACGCGUCGGCAAGAUCCAAGGGAUGUUAUUACUGACAAUUCUUACGCACUGAAGCAGAAGCCCGACGCCGGUGCCUGUCUACGUGACCUAUUCUUGACCGACCCGCUAGACGACAGAAAGGCGCUGAAACGCAAGAAGGGAGAUCGUGCUUCCGGCACCUGCGAGUGGAUCCUCGGCACCGAAGAGCUUACCACCUGGCUUGGUUCCGAUCGGAUAGGCCGCUCGGAGGGCCCCUCGACCCAGGUUCUUUGGCUACAUGGGUACCCGGGAACAGGGAAAUCUACUACAGCUAUCUUCCUUACUGAGGAGCUGUCGAAAGCAUUUGCUACUACAGAUCGGAAAACGUUAGCAUACUUUUUCUGCGACUCUGGGUUCGACACGCGAAAAACGGCCACGUCAAUCAUUAGGGGGCUUCUCCUCCAACUCGUCCAGCAGCACCCACAGCUUCUCGAUCAUGUUUUACCAAAGUAUAACGAGCGUGGAGUGGCGUUGUUCACCUCAUUCGACGCUCUUUGGACCAUCUUUAUGAAUGUGGCGGCGGACAAACACACCGGCGCAAAAUACUGCGUUAUUGAUGCGCUGGAUGAAUGCGAUCGGGAAUCUCAAGUCACCCUGUUGCAACAGCUCAAAGAAACGUUUCAGAGCCAGCAUGUGCCUCCCAACGUCUGUAUACUGGUGACCAGUCGGCCGUAUCCCGAGAUACGCCAACAUAUGGGAGGAUUUGCCAACAAGAACUUAGCUUCCUACCCCGAGGCAAAGCAAGACAUUGAACGAUGCAUCGAGGAAAGAACGACAGACCUGGCCACAACCAGAUACUACACCGAUAAAGUCCGCACACAGGUCAGCAACAUUUUGACAGAGAAAGCUGACGGUACUUUCCUCUGGGUUGGCUUAGCCUGUAAGGAGCUUGAGGAUGUCCCUUCAAAGGAUGCCGUCCGAGUCCUGGAAAGUAUACCCAGAGGACUUACCUACCUUUACAAACGGCUUCUUGACACAGCUCUAGAACAGAACACCGGAGCCGACGGACUUUGGCGUAUCCUGAACUGUGUUGCAGUGUGUGUACGGCCACUGAGUGUACUAGAGCUCUCUGAAGUUUGCGAACUCCACUUGGACGAGGACGACGAGCAGACCCGGAUUCAAUUCACCCGAGAUCAAAUUGAAUCCUGUCGGCUUAUGGUGGUCAUUCAAGAAGAAAAGGUACUUUUACUACAUCAGUCGGUGAAGGACUUUCUGACUGGGCCCGAAGCCGGCCAUUUCAUCAACGAGCUUAAGGCACACGCUGAUCUUGCUUACCGCUGCGUGGAUCUGAUCAAGGAGUCAUAUGAUGUAAAAGGUGCGAGUAGUCCCCUCUGUGGCUACGCAAUUGAACAAUGGCCGAAUCAUGGACGCAUGGCAAAGUCAGAAUUUGGUGUCAAAGAACCACAGGCAGGCUUCUUCAAGGUUAAAUCCAACUGUCUUCAAAAUUGGCUCAAAGAAUAUUCUGCACGUUUUCCCUAUGAAGAGAUCGCAACACAAACUUCAGUUCUACACAUGGCUGCAAAGUGGGGUAUUCCUGCUCUAGCGGAAUAUGUCUUUCGGUCAGAACAGGAAGGCUUUGGUGCAGAAAGGAUUUUGGAACUGGUUAAUCAAAAGGAUGCUAACGACAAGACACCAAUGGAGGAAGCUGCUGAAUCAAGGUAUCUAGGGGUUAUUCCUCUACUUCUAGAUUUUGGAGGGAAAGUAUCGACGGAAGCAUUAGUGGCCGCGGCAAGAAACGAAUGGAACGGCAGCGAAGUCAUGACACUGCUUCUCGAUCGACGAGGCGACCAGAUCGCCAUCACAGAGGAGGUAGUCAAGGCUGCAGCAGGGAAUGGACGUAAUAGCAGCGAAGUCAUGAGACUACUCCUCGAUCGGCGAGGCGACCAGAUCGCCAUCACUGAGGAGGUAGUAUCUACUAUCGCUAGAGAGUUCGACAAGGAAGUCAUGACACUACUUCUGACCGGCAAGGCGACCAGAUCACCAUCACCGAGGAGGUAGUCAAGGCCGCAGCAGGAAAUAGACGUAAUGGCAAGGAAGUCAUGACGCUACUUCUCGAUCGGCGAGGCGACCAGAUCACCAUCACCGAGGAGGUA
Messenger RNA from Colletotrichum phormii, 3293 nucleotides. RefSeq lists its product as uncharacterized. The record is from RefSeq and is a predicted model, not a curated record. Lineage: Eukaryota; Fungi; Ascomycota; Sordariomycetes; Glomerellales; Glomerellaceae. Bases 148 to 3198 code for a protein of 1016 amino acids. The transcript is spliced from 7 exons.